Messenger RNA from Cylindrotheca closterium, 879 nucleotides. Lineage: Eukaryota; Bacillariophyta; Bacillariophyceae; Bacillariales; Bacillariaceae. The record is from the annotation of a GenBank genome assembly.
AUGAAAUUGACCAUCUUCUUCUUCUUCUUCUUUUCCUUCACCCUUCUCGGGAUCACAGCUGGUUUAAAUGCAGUUUGUUACGGCCCACAAAGUCGAGUCCUGUUGCUACUGACCGCCAAGCUAGCAGCUCGAGAAAUGAAUGACGUUGCUGUCAUUUGCGAAUCCGGUGCGGAAUCCAUGUGUCGACGAUUCAUGUAUGGACCCGAGUACGAAGAAAAGGGAAUUGACGAAGAAAACAAAGCGAAACCCACCUCGGACCCGACUCUGAUGGAAACUGCAUUGAAGAAGGCCAACGUCAUCUUGUUGACUGGACAUGACAAUCCCAUUGAAGAAAAAGCAGUCAACACGCUACUCAACACAGCCGGAGAGGGUCUUUCCAAGGUGGUUCUAGUGUCACAAAUGGGUGGAUCGAAAGCAAAGGGUGGGUUCUUUGGCGGUGGCAAUAGCAUCAAGGAAUCAGAAGACUACAUUCGCAAAGUCUGUCAGUCCAAGGGGUUGGAUCUAUCCAUUGUCCGAGCUGGUAUGCUCAAGGGAGGUGGAUGCGGCGAUGUCGGUGACGAUUUUGGUUUGAACAAAGUCUACUACAAUACAUUGGUGGAUGUAAUCGAGGCAUCCGUCACGAUGGCACACGACAAGUACAGUUUGGGGGCUGAUUGUACUCUUGGUGACACUGUGGAAAUGCCAAACAUGUUUACCCAAAUGGGAUCUAAAUCUUCCUUUGAACCAUGCCAGUAUGACUCCAAUCGAAUUGUAGUGGCUGGUGGAGCUGUUGCUGCAGCAUUGAAAGAUGGAGAGAUUGAAUUUUCCAUUGGCACCCAGUCCUCUAAAACACCUCCUUCGCAAGAGGAUUGGGUGAAGAUGUUUGACACGAUGGAAUGA